AUGCAAGUAUUGAUUGCUUAUCCAUUUAAAAGUGAAAUUUGUAAUCGUGAUCAAUUAAUUUAUUUACCAGAAUUAGUUCAAGAUGAACCCAGCUUACGUGUCGCUAUUCGUCAACAUCGUCCUCAUGUUAUUAUUGUUGGAAAUAAUUCUGUUGAAAGUGAAACACUUGAUUUAUGGCGUGCAAUUAUGAGUUAUGAUGUUCAAUUAACAUUAAUUCGAAGAGGUUCAUCACUUUCUCGUAUUAAUGUUAGUCGAGCUAAACAAUUAAAUAUAAAUGUAUUAAAUACAUUAAGUGUGAAUUCUCGAUUUGUUGUUGAGUAUAUGAUUGAACAUCUUCAUUUACCAAAUAGUGAUACUUGUUCAACAAUUGGAAUUAUUGGGUCAGGUGCUAUUGGAAGGCGAAUUGCGUAUCGUUUAUCUACAGCUAAACAUAAAGUUAAUGUUUACAGUCCAUCAUUAACAAAUCCUGAUGAAUCUGUUCGGAAAAAAAUUCGAAGAAGCAAAGGUAUUGAUUUACCCAAUAUAAAUAUUUCCAUGACACCUGAGCAAGCUGUUAUAAAUGCUACACAUGUUGUAAUUGCCGUUGAUGCUGAUAGUGUUACAAAUGUUAAUGAACAAUUAUCUAAAGAAUUUUUUCAAAUAAUACCAAAUGGAGCAAGAAUUGUGUCUGUGACUGAAUUUCGUGUAUUUGCUGAAGGAGCACUUGAUAUUCUUAUUGAACGUGUUCGACAAGGACAAAUUAGUGCCCGUUUAGAUUCACACGCAUUCGAUAUAAUUACAAUUCAAGAUCCUCCAACAGAGUUAGAAGCUGUAUCAGCUGCUAUGACAGUACCUGGGUGUGGUGAAGCUAUGGAUCAAGCUGCUAUUGUUCUUCUUUCCAAUGUGGUCCUUGAACAAUCAUUUAAAUCACCAUUGCCAUUUUUUAUUGAUUCAUCUAGAAAAAAUGAAGAAAUUACUGUUAUUGGAGCAGGCAUCAUGGGUUUAGUGACUGCUUUCUUUCUUAGUGAAAGCGGUUAUAGAGUAACUAUUAUUGAUGAACAUAAUUGGCCUAAGCCUAAAAGUGUAUCUAGUGAAAAUGAAAUAUGUUGUCGCGGUACAACACUUGAUGGAUGA
Rotaria sp. Silwood1 is the source of this 1113-nucleotide messenger RNA. NCBI's taxonomy places the organism in Eukaryota, Metazoa, Rotifera, Eurotatoria, Philodinida, Philodinidae. The record is from the annotation of a GenBank genome assembly.